AUGGUUGUCAAGACUUCUGGGGAACAUGAAUCAUCCAGAAGGGUGAAGUCUGAACUUCUAGUUCAGGUUGAUGGUGUAAACAAUAGUUCCACAAAUGAAGAUGGUACCCGUAAAAUAGUAAUGGUUUUGGCAGCCACAAACUUCCCUUGGGACAUAGAUGAGGCGCUGAGGCGAAGACUGGAAAAGCGUAUAUACAUUCCUCUUCUGAAUUUUGAGAGUCGUAAAGAGUUGAUCCGUAUCAAUUUGAAGACUGUGGAGGUGGCCCCUGAUGUCAAUAUAGAUGACGUGACUCGCCGUACAGAAGGCUAUAGUGGAGAUGAUUUGACAAAUUGCUUUGCUUAUUUUGACUAUGACCAUGGGAAAAAAGAGAAGCUUCCACACAUGCAGUAG
Molecule: messenger RNA, 390 nt
Organism: Arachis ipaensis
Lineage: Eukaryota; Viridiplantae; Streptophyta; Magnoliopsida; Fabales; Fabaceae
Source: RefSeq, a predicted model, not a curated record